AUGCCCCCGAAGGGUGGCAGUAACGCAAACAACAAGAAUCAACAGCAGAGUGGCAAGAAGGGCAAGAAGAGCAAUGCUGAUGACGACUUCGACGCACUGCUCGCGGAUGCGGUGAAGGAGGCCCAAGUGACAAAGUCCAAGCAGCAAACUAGCGGCAAAACCCAUCAAAACAACAAGAUGCACACGGAGCAGAAGGGAGGCAGCAAGGCGGCGGAGAGCAGUGAAAACUCGGCGCCCACGGUAGUCAGCACUGCCGACCACCCAGACAAUCCGUACCCACAGGUGGCACAGGGCAUGAAGCGACAGACGUGGCCGGAGCCGACAGUUCCUGUGUGCAUGCAGUUCGCUAGCGGGCACUUCCCCCAGGGCGAGAUACAGGAGCAUCCGGGUGAGGUCAACACGUACCGCCACAGUAGCGAGGAGAAGCGUGCUCUCGAGCGUGCGACGGAGCAGGAGGUACAGGAGCUGCGGCACGCGGCGGAGGUGCAUCGCCAGGUGCGCCGCUACGCACAAAGCUUUAUCAAGCCUGGCAUCUCGCUCAUCUCCAUGACAAACCGCAUCGAGCGUAAGUUGGAGGAGCUCAUCGUGAAGGAUGGCCUCACGCGUGGGCAGGCGUUCCCAACCGGAUGCUCUCUCAACAACGUCGCCGCGCACUACACGCCCAACACUGGCGACAAUACUGUCCUGACCUACGACGAUGUGAUGAAGGUGGAUUUUGGCACACAGAUCAAUGGCAGAAUCAUCGACUCCGCGUGGACAGUUGCCUUCAAGGACGAGUACACGCCGCUGCUCACCGCCGUAAAGGAGGCGACGUACGAGGGCGUGAAGCAGGCUGGCAUCGACGUGCGUCUGUGCGACAUUGGCGCGGCGAUACAGGAGGUGAUGGAGUCGCACGAGGUGGAAAUCAAUGGCAAGGUGUACCCGGUGAAGAGCAUCCGCAACCUCUCUGGCCACAACAUCGGACCGUACGUCAUCCAUAGCGGCAAAUCAGUGCCGAUUGUGCGCGGCGGGGAGGCAGUGCGCAUGGAGGAGGGCGAGCUGUUCGCCAUCGAGACAUUCGGCUCCACCGGCCGUGGUGUGGUGCAGGAGGACAUGGAGUGCUCGCACUACAUGAUGGUGCCGGGCGGCGAGGCAACGCAGGUGCGCUCCGACAAGGCACAGCAGCUGCUGCGGCACAUCCACAAGACGUACGGCACGCUCGCCUUUGCGAGGAAGUGGCUUGACCGCGACGGCUACGACCGGCACCUGCUGAACCUCAGCCAGCUGGUGGAUUCGGGGGCGGUGAACAAGUACCCCCCGCUCUGCGACGUGCGCGGCUGCUACACCGCGCAGUUUGAGCACACCAUUCUGCUGAAGCCGACGGCGAAGGAGGUGCUCUCCAAGGGCGACGACUACUAG
Molecule: messenger RNA, 1398 nt
Organism: Trypanosoma grayi
Lineage: Eukaryota; Euglenozoa; Kinetoplastea; Trypanosomatida; Trypanosomatidae
Product: methionine aminopeptidase 2
Exons: 1
Coding region: 1-1398 (465 amino acids)
Biological process (GO): proteolysis
Molecular function (GO): metalloaminopeptidase activity
Source: RefSeq, a predicted model, not a curated record